Messenger RNA from Microsporum canis CBS 113480, 2574 nucleotides. RefSeq names its product PA and RING finger domain-containing protein. The record is from RefSeq and is a predicted model, not a curated record. The transcript has 2 exons. The coding region runs from base 1 to 2574 and encodes 857 amino acids. NCBI's taxonomy places the organism in Eukaryota, Fungi, Ascomycota, Eurotiomycetes, Onygenales, Arthrodermataceae.
AUGCGACCUCCACAGCUCAUCCUCCUUCUCAUAUGCCUGGUGUUCAUCCCUCUCUUUAUUACUACCCUGAUCCGCCAGUCUGCCGGCCCAGAGCACGCCGCACCUGAAUAUAGAAGUUACACCGGCAAAGUUGGUCGCAUACGAGACCUCUUCUUUCACGCGCCGUCUUCAUUAUUCCCACCUUCCGCGCUGAUAAGCUUGACAGACGAUAAUUCGACCUUUUUCCUUGCCCGGCCUGCUGCGUUUGGACCCCCUUUACCUUCAUCUGGUCUUGAUGGGCAGCUGUGGGUUGGGAGUGGUUUUGGAGAUAAUGUCGGUAAAAAGGGAGGAAUAACGACGAAAGCUGAAGGUGAAUUGGGAUGUUCUGAUGUCCCGGGAUGGGAGGAAGGAGAUAGGAGGGUGCAGGCUGCAGCUGGAGGCCGCCAUGGAGCGGACAAGGUGACCUCACAAGACCAUCCGGGCAUUAUAGUCGGCGAAGAUGGAAAACUCGAUAUUCAGAAAGGGGUCAGCACGGUUUUACCCCAAGAUGAUGGCAAGAAGAGUGGCCUACCAACAAAAAAUGAUGGAACCGAUGAUCACCUUCACCAUUCACUGGGAGACUCCAUACAACCCAGCGUGAAUGACGCUAGUGGGAAGAACAAGCAACCGACCCAUGCCGAUAUACAAUCCCUACAGGAAAGUGCAGAGAUUUCCGGAAAGGUGGUUCUACUUAGCCGCGGUGGCUGUGGUUUCUUGGAGAAGACCAAAUGGGUGCAGAGAAGGGGAGGGAUAGCCCUAAUUGUUGGAGACAAUGAGAGUGGUGGAGGUCUAGUUACCAUGUAUGCACAUGGUGAUACAUCAAAUGUGACCAUUCCUGCCGUUUUCACCUCCCACACCACGGCACAUCUGCUAUCUUCGCUCAUCCCCACAGACAAAGGUCAGGGACAUGGCUCUCCGGGUAACAAGCCAAAGGCAUCGAUUGAUGGAAAACAGAAUAAGAAGACAAGCAGCAGUGCCAGUAAGGCUAGUAUUGUUGCCCCUUCCUCGAAAUCUGCAAAAGCAACAUCAUCCAAACCCAAGAACACGCCAUCUUCAGACAAGGGCUUCUUUUCGUCUCUUUUCAACUUGUGGAACGACAAGUCGGUUCAUGAGGAUAGCAGACGACCACCCAGCAGUGGAAAUAUCGAUUGGACUUCACAAGGCGGAAAGUCGGAUUCCGUGGCCGCUUCGAAACCAAGACAAGACUCGGCCCAUCAGGACAAAGAUAAAGGCACGGCUGCUGUGCAAGCCAAGCCAGAUCCCCAUCAAAACAGUGAGGACGACUUUCUUAUUGGGGUCCAGGACUGGCGCGACCCUGACCUUGUGGCUAAACCCACCACGACAACAACCGGCAAGCCACAGCCCACCAGUCAAAAUGGUAACCCAAACAAGGAUGGAUCCGGUCCCGAUGCUAAAGGCUUUAAGGGUGGGAGUAUUACCCCUGGCAGUGGUGAAUAUGCUCAUCAGGGCAAAGGCAACUUGAAUGGCUCCAAUAAACAGUCUUCUACAUUGAAAUCUGGCUCCGGCAACUCUGCAAAGAAGGUACACUGGUGGACGGGUCUAUUUGGUGGAGGAAAAACAACGGAUGAAAAGAACAGCGGGCUCUCAAGUGGGAGCAAAGAUACACAAAACGGCGGAGGACCCCAUAAUAAGCAUGGCCACCAUGAUGACAAAGGGCCUGAGAAACAUGAAGGCUUAUGGGUUACCCUAGCUCCAACCAGCAUGUCUACCAGCCCAUUCUUCGACACCCUUUUAGUUUUAGUUGUAAGCCCCUUGAUCACGCUCACCGUUGUUUAUGCACUCCUCCUACUUCGUUCUAGAAUUCGUCGACGAAGAUGGAGAGCACCGAAAGCUAUCGUUGAUCGACUUCCCGUCCGAACUUACCAUACAAUUACAAGCAGCUCCAAUUCAAGCACACCUCCCCGUACAGCAGUGCCGGACUCUGCUUCCCCUUCAUCUCCUCUCCUUGCACGCUCAGAAUCGAGAGCUCGCUUUUCCACCCAUGUGGAUGCUACUGCAUCAAAUUCAUUGCCUAAUAUGACAGAUAUCGGCACUGAGAAAUCUAAUGCUGGAUCGACACUGUGGCGACGGAAAUACACUGGCCGCCAGGUGGAAUGUGUUGUGUGUCUCGAAGAGUAUGUCGACGGGCAGAGCAAGGUCAUGAGCCUGCCUUGUGGCCAUGAGUUCCACGCAGAGUGCAUAACACCAUGGCUUACAACCCGACGACGCACCUGUCCAAUAUGCAAAGGCGACGUUGUUCGAUCAUUUGGAAACCAUGGGUCCAACGACUACGACUCGAGCAGCCCAGACCCUUCGUCCAGCUUUGAUCAAGCACGGGCGCUCGAGGACCACAGCGGAUUCCCCUCGUCCGCCAUCCCUAUUCCAGAUCAUGAAAACACAGAAUCCGAGUUGGAGCGAGGUGCACUACUUGGAGAUGCCCUCAACGCAUCCAAUCGAUCUACUUGGAGAGGCCUUACGUCCUUGAGCCUUUCCGCUUUAAGUGGUGAUUCAAUGUGGCAACAAGUCCGACAUACACGAUCUCAAAGGAAUCGUUGA